Canariomyces notabilis is the source of this 2585-nucleotide messenger RNA. RefSeq lists its product as uncharacterized. Lineage: Eukaryota; Fungi; Ascomycota; Sordariomycetes; Sordariales; Chaetomiaceae. The record is from RefSeq and is a predicted model, not a curated record. Bases 327 to 2264 code for a protein of 645 amino acids. The transcript has 4 exons.
CUUUUUGAUCAACACAUCCUCGCGCCUCGAUAUCAAUUUACAACAUCAAUUGGCUUGCUUGUGUUACAUACUGCUAUCCGCUUUCAUCCUAUUGCAAAGCGCUGUCAAGGCACCUCUGACCUCCUGAUCAUUGGCUCCAACCCACCGAAGGCCGCCGGCGACACCUUGUCGCGCGCUAGUUUUGGAUAUACACGAGAGAGACGAUAGCGGGACGGUCGGCGAGCGUCACCGUUCCCACGGCCGCCCAGAGUACUGCAGCAUCUAUUGACCUAGGUGGAGGCACAAGAAGCUGAAAUUCGAGGACGCGACACUCUCCACUCGUCUCAAUGGCGCCGACGCAAUACAGGACCGCGACGCAAACGCGCCGCGGCAAUCGUGCCGGUUUUCCAGAGCCCGAUGACUUUGAAGGCCUUCCCGUGCGGCAAUGGCGUCAGGAAUUGGUGCCCGCCACGACGUCGUCGAUGCAGCAGGAAAUGACCCAGCAGAGCGACCGAUGGGCCGUCGAGCUCCCGUUUGGUAUGCCCAGGGACACACACCUCCUCCCGCCGCACAGCCAGGAACUACUUCGCGCCGCCCGAUCCGGUCGAUUGUACAAGCGACCCGCGCCUGUGGAAGAGGAGGAGGCCGAGGCCGAAGCCGACCCUGUCAAAGGAGAAAAGAAAGAGUGGGACACGUCCAACAACGAAGGGUUCAUGGUCAAGAUGUGGAGGCAGGUGCCGCGGAACGCCGAGACUCCCAUCACGUCCCAUCUAGCGAAGCGCCACAAGAACACUGUGACGCUAGCCUCCAAGGCCGCGGCCACCCAGCUUGCGGGGCCCACCGUCAUCAGAGCCACCGUGCGCCGGAUCGACGCGGCGGGCAACCCCUACGAACAGACCGUCACCCUCACCGAAGGGCAGCAGGUGGACGGCGAGGUUAUUUCUACAACGGUCGUGCCGGCGCCAUCAGCAAACCAGGGAGAGUUGGCGCCUCAACAAGCGACGCCAGUCAGGAGACGGCCGCCGCCUCCAAAGAGAAAGGCGAAGGGCAUUGGGCGGGGCCGCAGGAAGGGCAGACUGCCCCUGCCGUUACCCGCGACGCGCUCGUCGCAACCCUCGGCAACGACAGGCGCAAGUUUGUCCGUUAAACCUGAGGGUGUCGGUGCAGAUGGGAUUAAGAUUGAGGACGCCGAAGACAGCGGAAACCAAGACAGUGAGAUGGCGGAUAUGUCAGGCCUGCCCUCCGAAGAAGAGGAAGCUGGCGAUGGCGACGAAGGCGACGAAGGAGAGGAGGAGGGCGGCGAGGAUGAAGCCGGCGAGACACCGGACGUCGGGAGCCCCAACGGGGAUACGCAGGGCCUGGAGACGGAGGACUCAGAGAUGUCCGAGGCCAUUCAGCCGAGCUCGGUCGAAGAGGCCGACGACGUCCGCCCUGCUCCCUCCGAAGAGGAGGAAGUCACAAUCCCGAAGGCCCGUUCUCACCCGCCGAGUCUCUCUAACCUCCCGCCGCACCUGGCUUCUCCCAAAGGCAGCCCGUUGAAAAACGUCAUGAUCCAGUCGCCCACCGAGCCGGCGCCGCACUCCGCAUCAGGCUAUCUAGACGUCCGCUCUCGCACCAUGGCCACGACACUCAGCUCAGGGACCACAACCACCGUCAGCCAGACCCUUGUCGCAGAGACUACAGUCCAAGGCGUCUCUGACGGCGCCGGAGCGGGGCAGACUGCGGCGGAAUCAACCACCACUACAGAAGCAACAUCGACCACCGCCGCAGCAGUAGCAGCAGCAGCGACUAGCGGGGCUACCGAGCAAAUAUCCGAACCCUCAAACCCUCUCUCAGCAGCAGCACAAGUAGAACCACCACCACCAACGAAAGAAGAGAAAGCAGAAGAAGACCCCCAACCCCCUGACUCCCCCGCCCUCCUGCCGACGGCGGUGGCUGAGGACGAGGACGACGGCUCGCUUAACCUGCUUGGCAGCCUCGAGAGAGAACUCGAUCGCCAGGAAGAGGGGUUAAGCAGUAGCAGGAGCAGGAGCAGGAGUGGGGAAGGGGCUGACGAGGAGGGGAACGGGACGGGGAAGGGUGCUGCUACGUCCACGGAUGAAGGUGGUGGAGGUGAAGGUGAUGAUGGCGUUGCUGGGGAUGCUGCUAAGGGUGGCUUGGCGGACGUGGAGGUACAGAUGGACGAAGACAAGAAUAAUCAGGAUGGGGAUAAGAACAAGGAGGGGCGGGAUAGCGGUACAGAGCAGGCCAAGGGGGAGGAGGGCGCAGGCUUGUCAUCGGCUUGAUUAUUCAUUCUGGUCCUCAUUGUUGAUUAGAAGAGCUCCCUCCUCCUGGGCUGGGUUUCGGGUUGGUUGGUACGGGGCGGUGUAGUUCCUUUACAUACGCCGUAUGGUUCGUUCGACCCUCGUUAUUAUUCUCAGGGUGUUACUGUACGGUAGGAUAAUUACUCUGCGAUCCUGGGUAGAAAAGUUGGGACUUGUAUCAUCUAUCUUUCUAUCUGUUGAAUCAUAGUGGCCUGGUUUGGUUUGGCCUGGUUGAAUUUGGAUUUGUUCGAUUAACCCCUAGCGGCGGCGGCAGGCAUGUAAUACAGACAGAAAUACGGACAU